CCAGCAGGCGGUGGGGUUUCAGUCAGGGGGAGACUGACAGGUGGACCGUCUAAUCUUCCUCGGCCGUGGGACGACCAUGGCUCUCUCCAGGAUCUGUCGGGAGUCUUUGCUGGUGAUUUUGCUGCAAAUCGUGUUGAUUUGCUCGGCUCAGAGGGGCCCGGUCGGUCCCAGAGGCCCCCCGGGGCCCAUCGGAGCAGCAGGCGUGCCCGGAGUGGACGGCAUUGAUGGCGACCGAGGAGAAGACUCCGCGGUGGACGGAGGACCGGGCCCCGGCGGAGACGACGGGCGGGACGGAGCUCCGGGAGCAGCAGGCCUCCCGGCGGCGGACGGACCCGUCGGACCUCCUGGAGAUCCGGGCCUGGGGGGCCCUAAAGGACAAAAAGGACAGUCGGGGCCCGUCGGCUCUCUGGGAGAGAAGGGGGUCGGAGCCGACGGGCUGGAUGGCCUCCCCGGCACCGACGGGCUGCCAGGUGAACUCGGCAAAGUGGGACCACCUGGAGCAAGAGGCGGGCGAGGUCCAGUGGGUCUCCCUGGUUCUGCUGGGCCGCGGGGUCCUCCGGGUGUGUACAAGGGCGAGGAGCUGUGUCCCAACGCCUGCCCCGCCGGACUCAACGGGCAUUCUGGUCUCCCCGGCAUGAAAGGCCACAAAGGGGUCAAAGGUGAAUCCGGUGAGCCUGGAAGACAAGGACACAAGGGGGAGGAAGGCGAACAAGGACCGACGGGGGAAGUCGGCGCUCAGGGACCACCGGGCCAAGGCGGAACGAGAGGCCUCCAGGGAAUCAGCGGCGCCAAAGGCGACAGGGGAGCUCGUGGACAACCAGGUGACGGAGGUCCUCGCGGGAUCCAGGGGGCCCCAGGCGACCGGGGUCAAAGAGGAGUCGUCGGGGAGCUCGGACCGGCGGGAGUUCAGGGGGAUUCCGGUCCGUCGGGGAUCAGAGGAGUGCCGGGGCCGAAGGGAGAGCCUGGCCUCGCCGGACCAGACGGCCGUGAGGGGAUACCUGGUCUGCCCGGGUCCAAGGGUCUCACUGCGAAAAAUGGGGCUCCGGGUGGCGCUGGCCCACAGGGGCUUCCUGGUUUGCCGGGCGCGUGGGGCCAGAAGGGAGUCAGUGGCGCAGCGGGUACCCCGGGCGAUCCCGGUGCUGUUGGGGAGAUGGGGUCUCCAGGGAAACAAGGCGAGCGAGGCGAGCAGGGAGAGGUGGGACCGGCCGGAGCUCGAGGAGGACCAGGCGCACGAGGAGAGCGAGGGCCCGACGGGCCCCUGGGAUCACCAGGACCCCGGGGAAUCAAAGGGAACCCAGGCCUUCCCGGGCUUCCUGGCCCUGCUGGUUACCGUGGUGAGAAGGGCGACAGGGGGGCCGUCGGUCUCGAUGGUCCAAAAGGAGACCAGGGAUCUGCAGGUGCUGAAGGAACAGCGGGAGAUGCUGGAGAACUGGGGGAUCAAGGAGAACUGGGGGAGAAAGGAUCGACCGGCCCCCCGGGGCAGACGGGGAACAAAGGAUCCGAGGGCGGCAGAGGGCAGCAGGGCAAGGAGGGCAAGCCGGGCCAGCGGGGGCCUCGUGGCAUGCAGGGCGACCCGGGGGUACCGGGCCUGCCGGGGGGGCAGGGCCCAGCGGGAAAAUCUCCGACAGACACACACAUCAAACAGGUCUGCAUGCGGGUGAUGCAAGAGCAGCUGGCCCAGCUGGCGGCGAGCCUGACCAGGCCCGAGUCCGGCAUCUCCGGCAUCCCCGGCCCCCCCGGCCCUCCCGGAGCCCCGGGCCCCAACGGGGAGAACGGCUUCCCCGGACACACCGGCUCUCGAGGACUGCCCGGUCUGAAGGGUCCGGCUGGGCUCAUAGGGCGCAAAGGACCCAAAGGUGACCAGGGCGACCGAGGGGACAGAGGACCCACAGAGAGAGGGUCCAAAGGGGCGCCGGGGGCCCCGGGUCUACCAGGUGAACCCGGCCGAGCGGCUUACGGCACGGACGGGCGCGACGGGGAGAGGGGCCCCCGCGGCGUUCCCGGUGUACCGGGAGUUCCCGGGCCCCCCGGCACUGCCGGCGCCACCGGUUACUGCGAGUCGUCCCAGUGCGUCGCGCCCAUGGUGGCGUCGCCGAUGUCCAGCAUGAAGGGCCCCAAUGAGAUGUGAGGAGGAACCGGGGUGGGUGGGGGGGACAUUUGUCUUUUUAUUUCUGUGAGCUCAUUUGGAAGAAGCCCUUCGGUUCCCUUGAAGCCAGGCGGUUUGGUUACGAGCUGAAGGUGGACACUGAGAAGCCAAAUCCAGCUCUUGAAAAGGCCUCAAUUUGCCCUUUUGACGCCGUCUGUCGUGCGCGGAGAAGAACGUUUCGACCCGAGCAGCAGCGAGUCUGAACCUUGUUCUGUGCGUUUAUGUAAAUGUGUCAAUACACAGAUGAUACAGCUGGAACGCACGUGUUGUUUGAGCAUCUGUCCACUUUAAUCUGUCCGCUUAUGUUUGAUAUUUGUUGUCAUGACUGUAGUUUAUAUGAAAACCUGGCAGUUUUAUGACCUAUUUAUUAUAUCACAGUUCAAGGCGACAUCGAUUUGUACAAAGGAGGAAAUAAACACGUUUUGAUAACCUCUGGCAUGUUUUGUAUCGACAAAAACAUUGAAUAGUUUAUCACGUUGUGCAUAAAUAAAAUCCUAUUUAGAGAACGA
Molecule: messenger RNA, 2655 nt
Organism: Gasterosteus aculeatus aculeatus (three-spined stickleback)
Lineage: Eukaryota; Metazoa; Chordata; Actinopteri; Perciformes; Gasterosteidae
Gene: col9a1a
Product: collagen, type IX, alpha 1a
Cellular component (GO): extracellular matrix
Source: RefSeq, a predicted model, not a curated record